AUGGGAGGACCAUUAGUGCUUUAUCAUAGAAUCAAAGAACAUUUACUAAACAUAACAUUCCGUUCACAUAUCAUACUGUCAAUACUAAUACGCAUUUGUUUGAUUAUCUAUGGCCAGUUUCAAGAUAAACACGCUGAGGUGCCGUAUACGGAUGUGGAUUACAUUGUGGUCACUGAUGGAGCGCGGCAAAUGCUGUUGGGCAACAGCCCUUUCCGAAGGCAUACCUACCGCUACAGUCCCAUAUUGGCCUUUAUGCAAAUACCCAAUGUGGUGGUGUAUCAUGAAAUGGGUAAAUUUAUCUAUGCCUGCUUUGAUAUACUAGUGGCCCUGCUCAUAUAUGUUAUAGUACGCAAUGAGCUACAGUCACAAUGCAACAAGGCUGUGAAAUGUCUUCUCACCAAGUACGGCAGGGGAUCACAAUUUUCUUCGAAACUGAACUAUGGGGACUCUGAUUCGCGAAACAGUCCCGAGAAGGUUGCCAAAGCAUCUGCCUGCUUUUGGCUAUACAAUCCUUUGACAGCCGUCAUCUCAACGCGCGGAAAUGGUGAUAGUUUUUCCAGCUUCUUUGUUAUAUUCACUUUAUAUUUAAUUAUUAAAUCAGAUGACUGUAGCAAUAGUGUUAGGAAACGUAAUUGGUUGAUAUUUGCAGCCGGUCUGGUCCAUGGCUUUGCCAUACAUUUACGUUUGUAUCCCUUAUUGUUUAGCUUGGCUUACUUUCUGACAUUAUCCAGUAGAUUAGUGAAAUCGAUUAAAGACUUUAUGCGCGUAGUUCUAUUUCCCAAUAUCCAACAGUUAAUCUUAAUCUUAGGAACAUUAUUGAGUCUGGUGCUACUAACAGGUCUCUUCUAUAGACUCUAUGGCUGGCAAUAUAUUUAUGAAGCUUAUUUGUAUCAUUUUGUGCGCAAAGAUAUACGCCAUAAUUUUUCGUUAUAUUUUCUCAUGCAAUAUUUAGGUAGUGGUGACAGUGGUCAAGCAAUGAGUCCGGGUGGCCUGCAAAAACUGCUUACUUUGCUGCCACAAAUGAUUUUGAUACUAUAUUUAAGUAUAGGUUUUGGACAAUUUCGUCAGACCCUGCCAUUUGCCAUAUUUGCGGUAGCCUACACAAUGGUCACUUUUAAUACCGUGGUAACAUCACAAUAUUUCAUUUGGUAUUUAGCCCUGCUGCCAAUCUGUAUCAAUAACUUCCAUGGCAUGUCGCUAAGACAAUGCAGCAUGUAUUUCGGCAUAUGGUUGGUGUUUCAAGGUCUGUGGUUACUACCGGCAUAUUUGUUGGAGUUUAAGUCAUGGAAUACAUUCUAUUGGAUUGGCCUACAGGGUGGCGUGUUUUUUGUUGUGAACAAUUUUAUAUUGGGACGUUUAAUAGAAAAUUAUAGCUUUACACCGUUUAAGAUAAACUUGAAGAAACUUUUCUAAAAUGAAAAAAAAAAAACCAUGAAUGAUAGGUAUUCAAUAAUAGUUAUAUUAAAAAAAGAAAGAAAAAAAAAACAUAGCAUUCAAUAUACAUAUUUACCUUAAAUCUAUAACGAACAUGUAUUAUAUUUCUUCCCACAUUUUUUUAUAUAAUGAAAUAAAGUAGAAAUGAAGAUAAAAUAAUAAUAAAUAACCAAUACUUUACACAACAAAUAGCCGCUAAGAAAUCUGUAGUUUAAAGAGAUUUUUUCUUUUUUUUCGAAAUUUUGGUAUUGAAAUCGCCAGAGUGACUAUAUUGCCUGCACAUAAAACACAAUUUCCAAAUUCUAAUUCCUACUAUUUUAAAAGAUUGAUUAUUUAGAUAAAAACUGAGAUUUUGUAUAAUCUCAUUGAGUCGUCAGGAGGUCUUAUUCUUU
Musca domestica (house fly) is the source of this 1826-nucleotide messenger RNA. It is a transcript of the gene PIG-M, whose product is annotated as GPI mannosyltransferase 1. The record is from RefSeq and is a predicted model, not a curated record. Gene Ontology annotation, molecular function: GPI mannosyltransferase activity; alpha-1,4-mannosyltransferase activity. The coding region runs from base 1 to 1413 and encodes 470 amino acids. Lineage: Eukaryota; Metazoa; Arthropoda; Insecta; Diptera; Muscidae. Gene Ontology annotation, biological process: GPI anchor biosynthetic process. Gene Ontology annotation, cellular component: membrane; glycosylphosphatidylinositol-mannosyltransferase I complex. The transcript has a single exon.